Messenger RNA from Heterotrigona itama, 1683 nucleotides. The record is from the annotation of a GenBank genome assembly. Lineage: Eukaryota; Metazoa; Arthropoda; Insecta; Hymenoptera; Apidae.
AUGUAUUUUACAGCGGCGCGCGUGGGUACCGGGUAGAAAUAUAUGAACAAUCCGGCGCGAUGUACCUGCGCUCCCGGGGCGACUACCUGCGGCUAAUUUACAGCAGAGGCACGCGGAUAACUUCCGUCGUUAUUCUCCGUCUGCCUCUGCUCCUUCACCUUCAAGAGUUUCUCGUAACGGAGAACGCGAUUAGCUUGAAAUAGCUGGCAGACGCGAGCGACUCUCUGCUCAAACGUCGUUGCGUAGGUUGAUCCGGAUCUGCGUAACAGCCACAAACGACGACCACUUUCUCUACUUGCUGGCCACGGGAACAUUGAAAGGUACAGCGACCACCUCGGCGACCGGGGCCAGCAACUAUAACGUGGAUGAAGUAGCUGGCAAGCUGAACUCGCGAAACGACUCUACUUGCACUCAAUUAGCAGGCUAACCGGUAUAGAGAGAGCUCAUAUUCGACCGUCGAAUCGCACCAAUGAAACUGGCGAAUUAAACGCUGGCGCAUCGGUUUCAGGUCCCGUGAAAUGGACGACGCGGAAGCUGUCAAGAGCGAAGCUGAAACCGAGAGAGACGAGUGCGAAGAUGUAAGUGCUUCCACAUUUCUUCUUAAGUACAGUUUUUAAAUGCUUUGAAAUAAUUUGAUCACUAAUUGAUCAUUAACUGAGCUGAAACCGAGAGGCAGCAGUGUGAAGAUAUAUGCAAGUGAAUACGUUCUUAAAUACAGUUUUUAAAUGCUUCGAAAUUAUUUGAUCAUUAAUUGAUAUUAAUCAAGAGACAGAGAGAGAACUGCGAAUAUGUUUUUAAAUACAAGUUUUAAAUAAUUUUGAAAUAAUUUACCAGCCAUAAAAUUCGAUAUUAAUGGCAAAUUAUUAGAUUCACAUGAUGCUCUCAGGAAGCCACAAGAGAUUGCGAUGGUCAGUCACAUUUAAUACACUGUAUUGAUUUUUCUAAUACAAUCUUUAAUCAAAAUUUCUUAGUUGACGAUAUUCAUUUUAUUUCACUGCAAAGUUCAAAACAUUUGCAAAGCACUGACGAAACCACCGUGGAAACAAUUUCGGGUUACAAAGAUGACCAACGUGUUAAUAGAAUUCUUACUCUCUCCGUUCGUGUUGAGAGAAACGUUUCGCUGAACGUUAGAUCCGGUUGCAGGAGGAUGUGCCGAUCACGACCACGACGAAGAACGCGUUGAUAACGACGCAGCUUGGCCCCUGCGACAUUUAUCCGCAUCGCGUCAAAGUGUCGAUCGUCGGCGUGGGGAAGAUUGGGAUUGCUUGCGCCAUCGCGAUCCUGAUGAGAAGGAUGGCCAGCGAGAUCUGCCUGAUCGACCACGACGCGAACAAGGCUUCUGCCGAGGCCGAGGAUAUUCAGCACGUCGGCGUUUUUUUGGGAUGUCCAUUAGUAACUGGCACGUCAUCGACGCACAUGAAAUCAGAGACUUGCUUUGCUAUUUCAAAUGUCAUUUACGCGCCUGAGAAAGAAACACAAUCGACGAAAGGGAUGACUAACGGUCCAUGUAUUUCGAUCGUUCACGGUCUACUUGCUGCCAAAGAACCAGCAGUCGAAAAGCUGUCCCCUUCGCGUGGUAAUUCCUUCCGCGUGUCAGCGGACGUGCCAUUGAUAAAUCCAGCUUGCGACAGGUCGAAUUCCAGAAACUCCAGGUCGAAAGAUCGAGAGACCGACGAGGUCUGA